GAAAGCUCAACACCAAACUCGGUGAAGAUUGACUUGAUCAAACUGCUGCAUCUGAUCAUCGAGACACAUGCAUACGAGAGUUACAAAGAACUCGCAGAUACUCUCAAUGAGAUCACGCAAACUGCGAUCUCAGACCCUUUUUAUCGUGUAUGCUACGAAGGCAUGGACCUGGCACAAAUCCUCGUUCAACGAAAACCAUUAGAUCAGAUUCCUUCCAUGGUGACUCUGUUCCCGGUCCUCCUGAAUGAGCUUAAAAUGGACAAAUGCGACCUUGAGCUUAAGGAGAAGGCAAUGGAUGCUGUCUCGAACUUUAUUGAACAAUUGGGGCAGGAUUUGUCACCCGAUUGCCUCCAAGAGACGCUGAAUCAGUUCACCAACUAUUUGGACAGCGAGACGACCCGAAUUUCUGCCAUUCGUUCACUUUCCGUCAUCUAUGCUUAUGGAGUGACUUUAAAGAAAGCGGUUCUUAUCUAG
Hydatigera taeniaeformis is the source of this 474-nucleotide messenger RNA. NCBI's taxonomy places the organism in Eukaryota, Metazoa, Platyhelminthes, Cestoda, Cyclophyllidea, Taeniidae. The record is from the annotation of a GenBank genome assembly.